Molecule: messenger RNA, 1380 nt
Organism: Castor canadensis (American beaver)
Lineage: Eukaryota; Metazoa; Chordata; Mammalia; Rodentia; Castoridae
Gene: Hmgcll1
Product: 3-hydroxy-3-methylglutaryl-CoA lyase like 1
Biological process (GO): L-leucine catabolic process; ketone body biosynthetic process
Cellular component (GO): endoplasmic reticulum; cytosol
Molecular function (GO): hydroxymethylglutaryl-CoA lyase activity
Source: RefSeq, a predicted model, not a curated record
GGGUUCCGCCAUGGGGAACGUGCCGUCGGCCGUGAAGCACUGCCUGAGCUACCAGCAGCUUCUCCGCGAGCAUCUGUGGAUCGGAGACUCGGUGGCAGGGGCGCUCGACUCGGCGCAGGACUCAUCCCAAUUUUCAGGACUCCCUGAGUAUGUGAAAAUCAUAGAAGUUGGACCGAGGGAUGGAUUGCAGAAUGAAAAGAUUAUAGUUCCUACUGAUAUAAAAAUUGAAUUUAUCAAUCAACUUUCCAAAACCGGCUUGUCUGUAAUAGAAGUAACCAGCUUUGUGUCUUCCAGAUGGGUACCACAGAUGGCUGACCACACCGAAGUGAUGAAAGGCAUCCAGAGAUAUCCAGGCGUUCGCUACCCUGUCCUCACUCCUAAUCUUCAGGGUUUUCACUGUGCUGUGGCUGCUGGAGCCACUGAGAUAUCAGUUUUUGGAGCUGCUUCUGAGUCCUUCAGCAAGAAGAAUAUUAACUGCUCCAUUGAAGAGAGUCUGGAAAGGUUUGAGGAAGUUGUCAAGUCUGCAAGACACAUGAAUAUCCCGGCACGAGGAUAUGUGUCUUGUGCCUUGGGCUGCCCAUAUGAAGGAAGCAUCACACCACAAAAAGUGACAGAAGUGUCUAAAAGACUGUAUAGCAUGGGCUGCUAUGAGAUCUCUCUAGGAGACACGAUUGGAGUGGGGACUCCAGGAAGCAUGAAGAGGAUGCUGGAAAGUGUCAUGAAAGAAAUCCCAGCAGGCGCACUUGCUGUUCACUGUCAUGACACAUACGGACAAGCCUUGGCAAACAUCCUGACCGCCCUGCAGAUGGGAAUCAAUGCGGUGGACUCGUCAGUGUCUGGAUUGGGUGGUUGUCCUUAUGCUAAAAAUGCUUCUGGGAAUGUUGCCACAGAGGACUUGAUAUACAUGCUUCACGGCCUUGGGCUCAAGACAGGUGUGAAUCUCUACAAAGUGAUGGAAGCCGGUGACUUUAUCUGCAAGGCUGUAAAUAAAACCACAAACUCUAAAGUAGCACAAGCCUCCAUCAGAAAAGCUUGACGGGAAUGGAUUUAUGACAUCUGAUGGAGAAGAUUCAGUUCAUCUACAGAGAUCCAUCUGAAAAUAAUUAAUGCCAACCUGUUCUGAAAUGUCAAGUAAUAGACAAGAGUGGGGAAAGAAGAGAUUCUUUAAAAAGGAUUAUAACUGGAUAGGCUACGAAGCCAGUGGAAAACAAUCACAGUCAUCAGGUAGAUUGCAAACUGAGGAUAAAUAAUAAAACUUGUGGAUGUCCUUUUGAAUGUGAAAAAAGUCUACUCUUUGCUAUCCUAGAAAUAUCUUUUUAAUUUAGCAGAUGUGAAAAUUGACUUCGGGUUUCUCUAAGUAUCAGAAACUGUGUUAGUACU